UGGGGGCAGGGCAGGGCAGGGCAUGAAAAGGUCAUUCCCUGACAGGGCACCAGGGCUAAAUCCCUCCCUUUGUGCUGCCCCCCACACAUGGCCCUGCCCACCCCACCAUGUGUCCUGAGCUCAGCCCAGAGCCCUGCCUCACAAUAGCUGCCCAUGUCAGCUGGGCCCCAGGGUCCCACGUCUGCAUCCCAGGGUGUGAUGGCCGCUCAGUUCUUCACCUACAAGGGGAUCCCCUUCCCCUGCCUGGAGUAUUCACCUGAGACACUCGACUACGUGGACAGACAGUUCCAGGUGCAGGACGAUGACAUCUUCAACAUCACCUACCCCAAAGCAGGCACCAACUGGAUGCUGGAGAUCCUGAGCCUGAUUCGGUGCGAUGGAGACCCCAGUUGGGUGCGCAGUGUGCUGAACUUGAGGCGGGCCCCCUGGAUCGAGACCAACAGGGGGCUGCAGAUUGCCCUGAGGUACCCACCGCCCCGGCUUCUCAGCUCACACCUGCCCAUCCAGCUCUUCCCCAGGUCCUUCCAGGGCUCACAGGCGAAGGUGAGCAGGGUCAUUUACACCCUGCGCAGCCCCAAAGAUGUGCUGGUCUCACUCUAUCACUUCUCCCAGGCCCUGCACCUCUACAAGGACCCUGGACCCAUGGAUGCCUUCUUGCAGGAUUUUCUCAGCGGCAACCUCCACUACGGCUCCUGGUUCGACCACGUGGCUGGCUGGCUGGGUCUUCGGGGCCAAAAGAACUUCUUCUACAUCACCUAUGAGGAGCUGCAGCAGGACCUUCAGGGAAGUGUGGUGAGGAUCUGCCACUUCCUGGGGAAGAAGCUGAGUGAAGAGCAAAUAUCCUCAGUGGUGAAGAACGCUUCCUUCCAAACCAUGCGGGAGAACCAGAUGUCCAAUGGUUCACAGAUCCCUGAUGAGUACAUGGAUCACCAGAAAGGGCAGUACCUUAGGAAAGGGGUGUCUGGAGACUGGAAGAACUUGCUGUCAGAGGAGCAGAGCCACCGCAUCACCACCAUGUCCUGCGAGCAGCUGCAUGGGCUUGGUAUUGCCUUUCCCUGGGACUGACAUACCCCCAGGGCCCCUCUGUGCAGCUCUAGCCAGGGUAUGAGCCAACACACCCCUCCCCUAAGCCCCACAGCUGCUGUAAACCCAUAGAGGUGCUGUCAAUUCUCCAGAGAAGAGUCUGAGACUGGCAUAGGGGUGCACUCCAGGCACAUGCACCCCAGGCAACUGCAGGCCAUGAGGGGAGCGCCUUGGUCCUAGGUCCCCCCAUCACUUCCACAGCAGCCCUGUGCCAGGAUGCACUUGAUCCUCUUCUCUAUACCUUCCAUGCCCUUGCUAAGAGAACCCAGCUGAGCCACCUCACCCAGGCUUUCUUUGCCCCAUGGGUCAGCCCAGGCCUGCCCCCAUCAACGCUGAGCCUGCCCCAGGGCUGCUAGCAACAGAGCCAGGCACCGUCUUCUGUUCAGUGGAGCACUGACUGGCUUAAACAUGCAGUUCUGGGGCAGCCCAAGCUGUUGGCUUAGUGUGGGUCCAGGUCCCUGCAGAGGCUCCAGCACAACACCCAUAACCAGGACACUCAGGCCCAUAACAGCAAACUGCAGUCAUGGGUCCUGAACGUGCUGUUGGCCAUUCUUUGGGUAUUUGAAGUCUGUUAUCAAGUCCCCUGGGCCAAUCUGUUGGGGCAGGGUGGGGAACAGGGGGACUGUGAACAGACAGAGAGACAGAAUGGCCUGUAGAGGGGCUUGUAGGGAGGCAUAAGGGACUGGGGAGACAGACAGAGAGUUCAUAUGGGACAGACACUGGGUGUGGGGGAAAAGAAAGAAAGAAAUGUAGGCAUGGGGAAGGGUAGACACAGCCAGAAGAGGGCCCGUGGAUGAGCAGGACACUUUUCUGUGAGACGUGUAGGACUCUUCAAACCUUGGGGACUGUGUGGGAGCCAUUUUGAAUCUCUUUGAGCAAGUGAUGGAAUAACGGCAACACUGGACAGACAAAUAGACUUCUCUGGGGCCCAAGUGAGCACCGAGGAUACUGGGAUGGUCUUGACUGCCCCAAGCAACCUUUCUAAAUGCUGCAGACUAAUCUCUGUAUUGCUUAGACUUCUUAUUGUAGGGGCUUCCCCUGCAAGGACAACAGCAGUCAGUGUGCCCCAGUGGUAGAAUAAGUGCUGGGACUCUAAAUGCAAAGACAAUCCCUGCAGAGGUGUGCCCAGAGACCUCUUUCCAUGCACUGACCAUAGAGGGAUGGUUCUGGGUGUGGGUGUAGCUCUGAAGGACUGGUGACUGGCUCUGCCUUCUGCUCCCAGGAAAGCAUGGGGGCAGUGUAGCUCACCUCAGGGUGAUGGACAGCAAAGGAAAGGAGCAAGUACCAGAAAAACUUGCAGGAACUAGGCUCAGCACUGGGCCAGAGGAAGGUCAAUGGGGCAGGGGACAGGGAGGCGGGGAGCUAAGCUAGGUUGUGUGCCAGGUAUGAGAACAGAUUGGGGCAAGGGCACCCUUAAAGGGCCCCAUGACCCAUUCCCACCUCCUGAUCCAGCCAGUGACCCUUCCUGGGGGCUGGAUCAGGCCCAUCACCCCAUGGAAAGGAAAGGCCCCAACCCUGCUCCCUUUCCCAGAAGCCAGCUAGUGCCUGAGCCCUGGGGCAUCCCUGAAGGGACCAGAAAGGGUUUUUUUGAGCCCUCCAAACCCUGUUAUCCAACACCUCUAGAGCUGAUCCCUCCACCCUUUGAGCCACCCUUGGCCUGUGCCUGCUGUUUAUUUCUCUGAGUUGGGAGCUGACACUACCACAUGCCAUCCCACCAAAUCCCUCCAUCGUGGAACACCUCAACCUGCCCCGCUCCUCCUUCCCAGUCUGACAUUGCCUCCCCAGAAAGGGUUGUCACCAGCCAACACCCUGAAGUGCAAUCCCCGCCAUGGUGCCUGGAGGCCAAGCAAGCAAGCAGCAGCAGCCAUCAUGUUCAUUGCUUUCAUCUGUGCAGCUGCACAGCACCCUGGGUGGGUUGCACAAGGCCAAUGCUGCUUGGAUCAGGGCUCCCAUGAACUGUGACAUCCUGAAGGUCCCACCAACCCAGCCAUCCUGGGACUCCAUGACCAGGGGCCACGGUAUCUCUGGUGCCUCAUGGCACUUGGGCUCAGCGUGGACCUGCCCUUCUGGUAGUUCCUGCAUGCUGAGGCUACACCAGGCUCUUCCACAGAACCAGGCAUAAUGUUUACUCCCUCCCCCCACCCCAGGGACCUAGACAGCACCCCUGUGCUGUGCAUGAGCUGAGGCCUGGCCCCCAGGGAACAUUCCUGUUCAGCACCAGGAAUGAUAAUUACCUGUGACACAUUUGACCAUCUUUACAGUGACAGCAUCUGGCUUGGUGCCUGAUUCUGAACAAUGACACCCCAAUCCUUCUAACACUUUUAAAAUCCAAACCACCUGUACCACAGGAAUGGAUCUAGGAGGGCAGGAAUGCAGUUCCCCCCUUCCCCUUGACUCUGGAGCUACCCACAAUUUAAAACUAAUGCUCAAUAAAGUUGAUUCUCUUUAUUAUCACCUA
Alligator mississippiensis (American alligator) is the source of this 3541-nucleotide messenger RNA. Its product is annotated as sulfotransferase 2B1. Gene Ontology annotation, molecular function: sulfotransferase activity. The record is from RefSeq and is a predicted model, not a curated record. Bases 154 to 1065 code for a protein of 303 amino acids. Gene Ontology annotation, cellular component: cytoplasm. The transcript is spliced from 6 exons. Gene Ontology annotation, biological process: sulfation. Lineage: Eukaryota; Metazoa; Chordata; Crocodylia; Alligatoridae.